This is a messenger RNA of Copidosoma floridanum, 1838 nucleotides long. RefSeq names its product sphingomyelin phosphodiesterase. The record is from RefSeq and is a predicted model, not a curated record. Gene Ontology annotation, cellular component: lysosome. NCBI's taxonomy places the organism in Eukaryota, Metazoa, Arthropoda, Insecta, Hymenoptera, Encyrtidae. Gene Ontology annotation, molecular function: acid sphingomyelin phosphodiesterase activity. Gene Ontology annotation, biological process: sphingomyelin catabolic process; ceramide biosynthetic process.
GUUUAGUCCUGAUGAUGUCGUGGUUACUUCAGUAGAUAUUUUUGGAUUUUGAGGUAGAUAAAUCACGUAUGCUGUGGAACGUAGAACAAAUGCAAUCAAACAGUCGCCUAUCAAAUUUUGUCGAUAAAGCUAUGAAAUUGUUUGAUGUAAAACAAGUUAUGAACGAGGUUGAAACAUCAGUAAUGUCAAAAGUUUCAUGUACUGCAUGCAAGGUUGGUGCUGGCUUAUUACAACACUUUAUUAAGACUGGAAAAAGUGAAGAAGCUAUUGUAAACAGCAUAUUUCAAUUUUGCGUAUCAUUGAAGAUUCAAAGUCAAAGAGUCUGCCAUGGUUUAACGUUGCUCAUGGGGGGAGAAGUUAUUUUUGUACUAAAACAGAUAGAAAUGACUCCAGCUCAGAUAUGCAGUUUUGUCAUUGGUGAUGCAUGUGAAGAUGUCUAUAAUCCAUUACAUGAUUGGGAAGUGGCUUUUCCCCCAAAAGAAAAACCAAAAGUACUACCUCUUAAACCGUUACGUACAGAUGUCCCAGUAUUUAAAGUGCUACAUAUUUCUGAUACGCAUUAUGAUCCAUAUUACCAAGAAGGAUCGAAUGCUGAAUGUAAUGAGCCACUGUGCUGUCGGCUUACAAAUGGUCCACCAGCUGAUCAAUCAGCUGCUGCAGGUAGAUGGGGAGAUUAUAGAAAAUGUGACAUGCCUAAGCGCACACUUGAUCACAUGCUGCAACAUAUUCGAGACACUCACUCGGAUAUUGACUACAUCAUAUGGACAGGUGACUUGCCGCCUCAUGACGUUUGGAAUCAAACUAAAGAAGAAAAUCUGAAAAUUUUACAUGAAACAGUCUUACAAAUGACAAAUAUGUUUCCUGGAGUACCUAUAUUUCCCUCUCUGGGAAAUCAUGAAACAGUACCAGUUAAUAGUUAUCCUCCACCGUUUAUUCAAAAAAAUCAUAGUACAUCAUGGCUUUAUGAUGAAUUAGACAGUCAAUGGAGAAGAUGGUUACCAGCUAGUACAGCACACACAAUAAGACAGGGGGCUUUCUACUCAGUCUUAGUGAGACCUGGAUUCCGAAUUCUUUCAAUUAAUACAAAUUAUUGUAAUAAUAAAAACUGGUGGCUUCUUUUAAAUAGUACUGAUCCAGUUUCCGAGCUUCAGUGGCUAAUAUUUGAGCUUCAUGGAGCAGAAAUGAGUGGUGAAAGAGUUCACAUAAUAGGACACAUUCCUCCAGGUCAUUCAGACUGUCUAAAAGUAUGGUCAAGAAACUAUUAUCAUAUUAUCAACAGGUACGAGUCAACCAUAAUGGCACAGUUUUUUGGUCACACACAUUAUGAUGAAUUUGAGGUAUUUUACGAUACUCAUGAUUAUACUAGAGCUCUUAAUAUUGGCUACAUUGGACCUUCAGCAACACCAUACUUUAAUUUAAAUCCAGGAUACCGAAUAUAUUAUAUAGAUGGUGAUCACAUAAAUACGACACGAAGUACCUGUACAGAUACGUGGCUAAGAAAUAGAGUUGUGAUGGCACCUAAAUCACGUUUUCCGUUUGGUCAAAAAUACGUCGCCAUUUUGAGAGCUCUUUAUCAUCUUGACACCAAACAACAGAGAGCUCCGUUGAGCAAGGCAAAUAAGAUGCUAAUCGAGUACAUUUGCGAGUGUGCAUUGAACGUUUUCGAAGGAAACGUUUUGCUAACUGUAGAACAGAAAGCUCGUGAACAGAACACCAAGGUAUUACAAGAUAACAACCCCUCCGACGGUGACGUCAACGAGGACGAAUUCCGCGCUACUGGUAACUUUGAGUGGAGCAAUGAACAUACCGUCAUUAUAGGUGGCGUUUGCAUACCAUAG